CCGGGCCCAGGAGCAGAGGGUCUGGGGGCCGGGAGCCGGGGAGGAGGGCGACGACGAGGCGGGGCCGCGGAGGGGCUCGGCAGGCCGAGGCGGCUCGCGGUGUCGGGCGGUUCCGGGGGCCCGGAGCCUGGGGCCGGGAGGAGGGCAACGUCGAAGUGCGCGGGACUUCCUUCGCGCGGCCUCCCGGAUUAUUUUCGUCCAGAAAUCCUGCUUGGGCCGAGCGCCCGAGCGCGUGGCUGGUCAGGCUGAGGCUUCGGGGUGCGGGGCGGGCGUCCGAACGGUCAGCGCGAGACAAGGGCCACCUCCGGCGCAGACAGGUCUGACUGAGGGCCGCGUGGCUACUUGAGGCACGGGGGAGCUGACCCGGUGGCGAGGAGGCGGUGCCGGAGGCGCUCGCGCAUCUCCAAGCAGUAAUGCAACUGAAGUUAUCCUUAGUACCACGAGCCGCGCAGUUGAAAGACCGUAACAUUUUCUUUCCCAGAAGGUGGUUUAACGGAGGCGUAAAGACCUUGCACCGCUGGAGGUGAGAGGAUCAAAUCGGUUUCAGCCCUGACCAGGCCUGCGUUUCGUCAUGGCGCUCUACUUUGACCACCGCAUAGAAGCCCCAGAUGCAGUUGGGUCUCCCUCCCACAUCAGUUGGCACCCCGUUCACCCAUUCCUGGCAGUCGCUUCCAUUAGCACAGCCUCAGGAGGCAGUGUGGAUAUAUAUCGGGAGCAAGGUGAGUGCGUGCCAGACACGCAUAUCGAGAGGUCGUUCCGGGUCACCUCCCUCUGCUGGCACCCGACGCGGCUGAUCCUGGCUAUUGGCUGGGAGACCGGAGAAGUGGUCGUGUUUAAUAAGCAAGACAAGGAGCAGCAUGUGGUCCCCCCUACGCAAACCGCCGACAUCACCGUCCUCAACUGGAGCCCCAACGGGAACUGCCUGGUAUCGGGGGAUAGGCUUGGUAUCCUGCUCUUAUGGAAGUUGGACCAAAGGGGUCGAGUACAAGGGGCACCGCUGCUGAAACACGAGUAUGGAAAACACCUCACUCACUGCAUCUUCCGGCUCCCCCCUCCCGGCGAGGACCUCGUUCAGUUGGCGAAGGCAGCUGUGAGUGGUGAUGAGAAAGCCCUGGACAAGUUUAACUGGAGGAAGUGUGGCUUUGGAAGUUUCCUGAAAAUGGGACCUCAAGAGGGACUCUCAUUCUUUGUCAGCUUGACCGAUGGGACCGUGCACUACGUGGACGAGAAGGGCAGGACGGCCCGGGUGGCGUCCACGGACAGCUCCAUUCAGACUCUGUUCUACCUGGAGGAGAGAGAGGUGCUGGUGGCAGUCACCGAGAGCCUGCUGCUGUGUCUGUUCACGGUGAUGCCCGAGGGCACAGCCGAGGAGGUGAUGAAGGUAAAGCUGAGUGGAAAUAUGGGUCGCCAGGCAAACGUCGCCCUGAUCAACAGCAGCCUUCUUGUGACCGCCACUGGGGAGGCGGUCCUCAGGUUCUGGGAUUUAGAACGAGGAGAGAAUUACGUACUGAGUCCAGAGGAGAAGUUUGGUUUUGAAAAAGGAGAGAAUAUGAACUGUGUUUCUUACUGUAGAGUCAAAGGUCUUCUGGCAGCAGGUACCGAUAAAGGGCGCGUAGCCAUGUGGAGAAAAGUGCCAGGCCCCCAGAGCAGCCAAGGGGUGGAGGGCAAAGACAGGUGGACCCUUCAGAUCCCCACUGAGCUUGAAGGAAACAUCACACAGAUAAAGUGGGGCUCCAGGAAGAGCCUCCUGGCAGUGAACAGCAUCAGCUCCGUGCUCAUCCUCCGCGAGCAGGCCAUGUCGUCCCACUUCCACCAGCAGGUGGCCGCGGUGCAGGUCUCCCCGAGCCUACUCAGCGUGUCCUUCCUGUCCACGGGGGUGACACACAGCCUGCGCACAGACAUGUACAUCAGCGGAGUGUUCACCACCAAGGAUGCUGUUGCCGUCUGGAAUGGAAAACAGGUGGUGAUCUUUGAGCCUUCUGGAGCCACAUUACGAAGUGCAGGUACCUUCCUGUGUGAGUCUCCAGUGUUAGCCAUGCACGAAGAAAACGUUUAUACGGUGGAGCCAAACCGAGUCCAAGUUCGAACCUGGCAGGGGACUGUGAAACAACUCCUGCCAUUUUCCGAAACAGAGGGGAACCCAUGCUUCUUUGACAUCUGUGGAAAUUUCCUGGUUGUAGGGACAGACUUGGCUCACUUUAAAAGCUUUGAUCUAUCCCGAAGAGAGGCGAAGGUGCACUGCAGCUGCAAGAGCCUGGCAGGGCUGGUCCCGGGCGUUGGGGGCAUGGCCUCCCUCAGGUGCAAUGCCAGCGGCAGCAAGAUCAGCAUCCUCCUCAGCAAGGCUGACAACAGCCCCGAUUCCAGAAUCUUCUUCUACGAUGUGGAAAUGGACACAGUGACCAUCCUCGACUUCAAGAGGGGACAGAUAGAUCAGAGAGAGACGUUGUCCUUUAAUGGACAGGAGACUAAGAAAAGCCAGGCCCUUGCAGAUGAGAGGCUGACGAAUCUCGUGCCUGUGAGCCACUUCUGGGAUCAGAGUGAGCCCAGGCUGUUUGUGUGUGAAGCCUUGCAGGAAGUGCCGGGCGCCCCGCUGCAGCCAACGGACAGGAAGGCCCUGGGCGAGGCCAGCACAGGCCCCACGGCAGACGUGCUGGUCCUGUCUUUCUUCGUCUCUGAAGAGCACGGCUUCCUGUUGCAGGACAGCUUCCUCCGGCCUCCCGUCUUCCAGGCGCUCUUGGGAAUCCAAGUGCCCCAUUAUUACUUCAUGAGAAAGCCGGGAGAAGUGGACCUCGAGGACCAGGUGGACUCUGGGUCCCAGCGCAUCCCCCAGACGGUGGGCAGGAGGCCCCUGCGGGACUUCGUGGGGCUAGAAGACUGUGACAAGCCCACGCAGGACGCCAUGCUCAACUUCACCUUCUUCCUGGCUGUCGGGGACAUGGACGAAGCCUUCCGGUCCAUCAAGCUCAUCAAAAGCGAGGCUGUCUGGGAGAACAUGGCGCGCAUGUGCGUGAAGACUCAGCGGCUGGAUGUUGCCAAGGUGUGCCUGGGGCACAUGGGCCACGCGCGCGGAGCCCGAGCGCUGCGGGAGGCUGAGCAGGAGCCAGAGCCAGAGGCCAGGGUGGCCGUGUUGGCCAUACAGCUGGGCAUGCUGGAGGACGCGGAGCAUCUGUACAAGAAAUGCGGGCGCUACGACCUCCUCAAUAGGCUCCUGCAGGCAGAGGGCCAGUGGCAGAGGGCCAUUGAGGUGGCUGAGCGACACGACCGCGUGCACCUGCGCACCACCUACUACAAUUACGCCCGGCACCUGGAGGCCAGCGGGGACUGCAGCCUGGCCCUCAGCUACUACGAGAAAUCAGACACGCACCGCUUCGAGGUGCCACGGAUGCUGGCGGAGGACCUGCAGGCCCUGGAGCUAUACAUCAACAAGAUGAAGGACAAGACCCUGUGGAGGUGGUGGGCCCAGUACCUGGAGAGCCAGGCCGAGAUGGAUGCCGCACUUCGCUACUAUGAGCUGGCGCACGACUACUUCUCUCUGGUCCGCGUUUACUGCUUCCAGGGCAAUAUCCAGAAGGCCGCAGAGAUAGCCAGCGAGACCGGGAACUGGGCGGCCUCCUACCACCUGGCCCGUCAGUACGAGAGCCAGGACGAGGUGCGGCAGGCCGUGCACUUCUACACACGCGCCCAGGCCUUCAACAAUGCCAUCCGCCUCUGUAAGGAGCACGGCCUGGAUGACCAGCUUAUGAAUUUGGCCCUGCUGAGCUCCCCCAAGGACAUGAUCGAGGCCGCACGCUACUACGAGGAGAAGGGCGAGCAGAUGGACCAGGCGGUCAUGCUGUACCACAAGGCCGGCCACUUCUCCAAGGCCCUGGAGCUGGCCUUCGCCACACAGCAGUUUGUGGCCCUGCAGCUUGUGGCAGAGGACCUGGACGAGAAGUCAGACCCCGCCCUCCUGGCCCGCUGCUCCGAUUUCUUCCUGGAGCACAGUCAGUACGAGAAGGCGGUGGAGCUGCUGCUAGCCGCCAAGAAGUAUCACGAAGCCCUGCAGCUCUGCCUGGAGCAGAACUUGACCAUCACUGAGGAGAUGGCUGAAAAGAUGACGGUGUCCAAGGACUGCAAGGAGCUGUCUGAAGAGUCCCGGCGUGAGCUGCUGGAGCAGAUUGCCAGCUGCUGCAUGCGCCAGGGCAACUACCACCUGGCCACCAAGAAGUACACGCAGGCAGGGGACAGGCUGAAGGCCAUGAGAGCACUGCUCAAGUCUGGGGACACUGAGAAAAUUGUGUUCUUUGCGGGCGUCUCGAGGCAAAAGGAGAUCUACAUCAUGGCAGCCAACUACCUGCAGUCCCUGGACUGGCGGAAGGACCCGGAGAUCAUGAAGAGCAUCAUCAGCUUCUACACCAAGGGCCGGGCCCUGGACCUCCUGGCCGGCUUCUACGAUGCCUGUGCCCAGGUAGAGAUCGACGAGUACCAGAACUACGACAAGGCCCACGGGGCACUGACUGAGGCCUACAAGUGCCUGUCCAAGGCCAAGGCCAGGAGCCCACUGGACCAGGAGGCCAGGCUGGCGCAGCUGCAGAGCAAAAUGGCACUGGUGAAGCGCUUCAUGCAGGCCCGCAGGACAUACACCGAGGACCCCAAGGAGUCGGUCAGGCAGUGCAAGCUGCUCCUGGAGGAGCCGGACCUGGACAGCACCGUCCGCGUCGGGGACGUAUACGGCUUCCUGGUUGAGCGCCACGUGCAGAUGGAGGACCUGCAGACGGCUCCGGACGCGCAGGCUCAGCGGCCAUGGCUCACGCACCCAGCCGCUCCGCGGCAUGUGGGAUCUUCCCGGACUGGGGCACGAACCCGUGUCCCCUGCAUCGGCAGGCGGACUCUCAACCACUGCGCCACCAGGGAAGCCCCAGCCUUUCUUAUUUUGAAAUAAUUUCAAACUGAGAAGUUACAAGAAUAAUAGAACCCAACCCUUUACCAGAUUCAUUUUUUUUAACAUUUUCCCACAUUUAUGUAUUCAUUCUAUGUUUUAAAUUUUCUAUUUUAUACACAAAAUGGGUAUUUUCUGAGCCAUUUGACAGGCACAGACAUCCUUUCCUGUCCCUUCACUCCUCAGUUUGCUAAUAACACUUGGGGUGCCCACCUCCUGGAGUUGAGAGAGUGUAUGUAAGAUGGGUGUCACUUCCUUAAAUGUAGGAUAGAAUGUGUAAGUGAACCCACUGGUCCUGGAGCUUUCUUUGUGGAAGGGUUUUGGUAAUUCAGUUUAACAGAGCAGUUCUCAAACAUUUUGGUCUUGGGACCCCUUUACGCUGGGGAAGUUAUUGAGGACCCUAAGAGCUUUAUGUGGGUUAUAUCUACGAAUAUUUACUGUAUUAGAAAAUAAGCUAAUAAAUUUGUAAAAUAUUUGUUAAUUUACUUAAAAAUAAAAUAAACCCCCUACAUGGUAACAUAAGUAACAUUUUCAUUUAAAAUAACUGUAUUUUUCAAAACAAAGACAUUUAGUGAGAAAAGUAACUUUGUUUUACAUUGUUGCAAAUCUCUUUAAUGUCUGACGUAAUACAGGACAGCCAGACUCUCCAUGUCUGCUUCUGCAUUCAAUGUGGUAAAAUAAGUUUUCACUGAAAUAUGAAAUCUGUGAUGAAAACGCAGCUUCACCCCAAUGUGUAGGUGAGAAGGGGAGGACCUUGUAGCAGCCCUGUCAAGUAUUCGCGGGUCUUAGACACCACACCACACUCCACAAGUGGUGUUUCCUAAGUUAGUUGCAAUGAGCAAUCUGAAACCAUGUCAGCAUGCUUUUUGUACUUGUUACCUUAAAACCCGUUGGUCUACCUUCCAUCUUUUACACAUACAUGAUUUUGUAACAUCAUGGUGGUCGUUUGGAAAAUACUGGUUCACUGGGUUGUGCAAAUGUCAAAACAUUUCAUUACACACAAGAAAUCCUGUUGGCAGCGAUCUCAUCAGGAAAGUCCAAGUAUUGAGUGGACACGCAGCUGGUGGUGGCUGCGAUGUAGGUAGGUGUGUGGUGGUGUCUCACUGUGGUUGUAACACACCCUGUCUGCGUGGCUGGUGGCAAGCCCCUGCUCAGGUCCCCUCCUGCAAGUGCUCACACUGCCCCUUGCUUCAUUGGGUGUUUGUCUUCUUAUUGAGUGUGGCCUGGACGUUGUCUGCAUCAGAUGUGCGAGCUGCCGUGUUUUCUCCCCGUCUGUAGGGAGUUCCCUUUCAUCCCUUGCCCUCCCCCUCCUUCUGGACUCCAGCCACUUGUAUAUAUUGGCCCCUGGCUCAACUGAUUCUUUUUCCCAGAAUUUUUCCUAUUUUCAUUUGGGGCGGUUGCUUUGCUGUUGCUGCAAGUUGACUGUCUUCCUUCUGCAGAGUCCGCUCUGGUAUUGCUCCUUCCGUAGUUUCACCUCCAGUGGGUCUGAACCGGCUCUCCUCCCUCCGUCUCCUGUGUCUCUUUAUUCUGCUACUUUUUCCUCUGCCUUACUGAGCACGUGAAAUAUUUACUACUGUAAAGUCCUCGGCUCCAUGUCAAUUCCGGUUGUCCCUAUUGGUCGAUUCUUCUCUUUGUUAUGGUUCGUAUUUUCCUGCUUCGCAGGUCUGCAAUUAUUUAUUGGAUUCCAGACACUGUAAAUGUUUUAGGUUGUCAAGUGCUGGAGUCUGUGUGUGUGUUCUUUUCAAUAUUGUUGAGUUUUCUCCUGGGAUAAGGGUAAGUUACUUGGAAACAAAUUUGAUCCUUUUGUGACUGUAUUUGGGAAAUCUGUAAUUAUUUUUCCUUCAAAUAUUUUUUUUCUGCCUUAUUCUCUCUUUCUGGGUCUCCAGUUGAGUGUUAGGCCUUUUCAUAUUAAGUGGAUACACAUUUGUAAUUGAUUCAUUGUUAUUAAUCUUUUCUUCCUAUUACUUGAAUUAGGUAACAUAACUAUCUUCAAAUAUACUGACUCUCUCUGGCUAUCUUCAAUCCGCUGUUAACCUGUCCAGCAGAUUUUUCAUUUUAGAUUUUGUAUUUUUCUGUUCUAGAAUUUACACUUAGUUCUUUUUUUUAAUUUUCUGCUAAAAUUUCCUAUUUGUUGAUUCAUUAAGAAUGAACACUUUAUACUCCUGAGCAUAGUUGUAAUUGCUGCUCCAAAGUCUGUGCCACUAAUUCAAACAUCUGGACAUGUUGAGUUAGUCUCCAUUAUUUGUCUUUUCUCUUGAGUAUAGGUCAGGUUUUCCUGUUUCUUUUUAUGUCCAGCAGUUUUUUGUAUCCCGGACAUCGUGGAUAACACAUUGUAGAGACCCUGGCUUCUGCUAUGUCUUCUUUCUGUCCUGCUUUCCUUAGGCAGCCGUCUUUGUCGAGCUCAGAGUGUAAGCCCCCCCACCGUGGUGGGCAGCGGGCUCUCUGCUCAGUACGUGGCUUUGCUCAGGCUCCUUGGCGUGUGGCUGGUCCCCACCACAUGCAGAGUCAGGGUCAAGCAGAGGUCAGGGCAGAGCCCACACUCAGAAUCUGUCUGCUCCACGACUGUCUUCACCAUUUCCUCACAUGCCAGCUGCUGUGGUGGAUGCAGUUCUGAUUCUGGUUCUUUUGGCCAGUUUCUUUGUGCCUUUUACUUCCCCCAGUGGCCCUGACUGGGCCUCCCCGAGGCAGAAGUUACAACAAGCAGAAAACUCACCCAAGUGUCGGCUCCCCCUGCCCACGGUUGUUCUCCAGAGCCUUUUGCAUUUUGCCCAGUUUGUCCUUGUCGUUUGGGAGGGGGGCUGGUCUAAUGUGAGUUACCCUGCCCUCACCAGAAGCCUCUGUCCUCGUUCUUUUCGGUCUUCGUCCUCUGAAACCAGCAGCAGAACCACACCUGGCUGCAUUUUCCCUUCAUCUUUUAAAGGACAGCACACAGACUGUGCUGUAGUCCACGUGCUCUGCCCACGGCCUGUCCCUCGCAGGUAGUUCCUGGUGAGGCUGCAGUGACCCCGAGGGACCCCCGCUUUCCUUUCCCAAGUGCUGGCAAACCCAGGAUUGACAACUCAUUCAGAAGCGUUGCCAGUGGGCCAGGCUGGCCUCACGGGGCGCAGUUCCCAGAUUCCCAGGAAAGCCAAGCGUCCGUGGCCCAGGUCUGGGGGGUCAGCACCAUGAACUCAGACUUCCCGGCCAACUUGCUCACAUCCUCCCGGCCCUGCCACUUCCACUCACCGACCCCUUUUGUUGUUGGGGAAACAGCUCUAAAGUGAAUCCCAACAGGUUCCCACUUUUUUGGAGAAUAAAACAAACGUGGACUGCAGAGAUGCUCAGACCACUGAAUCCUCAAAAUUAACAGAAAAAUCACAUUUCAAGUAUUUCACCAAAUUCUUUGUUGUCUCAAGCCUUGUUUGAAGCCCGUAGGAUUUAGUAAUUUUAAAUUUUAAAAAAUCUAUAAAUACAUUGAGAAAGGAUAGGCCUGCAUGAGUUUCCUCCCCGGGUGUGGGCAGGGGACACAGAAGCCCCCACUGCUGCUCCAGGGUCUCCCCGUCCCUGGGACGUCCCUCCCGCUCGGUCCUCACGGCCCCAUCCUGAGUCCAGUCCUGACAGACUGCCGACGCUCCUUCUGGAGACGCUGCUUCCCUUGCCCCCAGUGCGCCUGGCUGUGUCGUUCCUCGCCCCCAGGUGUUCUCUCUGGCUUCCCCGCCGACUCCCACCCCCUCCCCUCUGCGUAGGCUCUCCAACCCAAACCCCACGGCUGCCCAACUCCCUCUACCCUUGCUGGGCCGGGCUUCUCACCGAAGCGCCCAGUGGCCUGGCUUGGUCCUCCCUUGUACCUGUGUCCUGUGUGCCCAGCACGGCUCACAGCUGGCCCUCAGCAGACACCGAGGGGCGUCCCUGGUGCCUGGGUAUCUCCUUCCAUCGUUGGAGGGCUCCUGGGCACUUGCACGCUGCAUCCCCCAUCCCUCCAAACACCCUAUUUUAUCUUUAUGAUCUUUAUUGUUUAUAUCAGAGUUAUAUCUGUCUGAAAUAAGAUCAGUCUAAAAUUUUAUCAUCUUUAAGAAAUGCUAAGAUGUGAUUAUUUCCUCAUAAAGUCAAAAAGCUCCUGGAAAUUUUGUUCAUAUUCUGAAUUGAUACUCAGUGUACCCGUAGAAGCCACGUGAGGCCCUGUUCCAGCUCCUUGUGCUUGCACAUGACCCUCCCUGUGGGUGAGCAGGUGGAGCAGGUGUAAGGAGGUGUGGGUGGGUGCAGGCAGGUGGAGCAGGUGUAAGCACACCCGUCCUGCCUCAGACCCCACCCCAAGC
This is a messenger RNA of Globicephala melas (long-finned pilot whale), 9213 nucleotides long. RefSeq names its product intraflagellar transport 140 (gene IFT140). Gene Ontology annotation, molecular function: protein binding. Gene Ontology annotation, biological process: intraciliary retrograde transport. Lineage: Eukaryota; Metazoa; Chordata; Mammalia; Artiodactyla; Delphinidae. The record is from RefSeq and is a predicted model, not a curated record. Gene Ontology annotation, cellular component: intraciliary transport particle A; axoneme; ciliary basal body.